GACAUCUUGCCCAAAAUGUCUCCAACCUGUUUUGCAGAGGACCAGCUGCCCCCUGGCUUCCCCACCAUAGACAUGGGCCCACAGUUAAAGGUGGUGGAGCGAACGCGCACCGCCACCAUGCUCUGUGCCGCCAGCGGCAACCCCGACCCAGACAUCACCUGGUUCAAAGACUUCCUCCCUGUCAACACCACCAACAACAACGGACGCAUUAAGCAGCUCAGAUCAGAAUCCUUUGGUGGUACGCCAAUAAGAGGAGCCCUGCAGAUAGAGCAAAGCGAGGAACCGGACCAGGGAAAGUACGAAUGCGUGGCGACGAACAACGACGGGACUCGCUAUUCUGCCCCGGCUAAUCUUUACGUCAGAGAGCUACGAGAAGUACGGCGAGUCCCGCCCCGAUUCUCCAUCCCACCGACAGACAAUGAGAUCAUGCCUGGUGGCAGCGUGAAUAUCACGUGUGUAGCUGUGGGCUCGCCCAUGCCGUACGUCAAGUGGAUGCUAGGCGCUGAGGAUCUCACCCCAGAGGACGACAUGCCCAUCGGACGCAACGUCUUGGAGCUCACAGAUGUACGACAGUCGGCCAACUACACUUGUGUUGCCAUGUCAACACUUGGGGUGAUAGAAGCUAUGGCCCAGAUAACAGUAAAAGCACUGCCCAAGGCUCCUGGCACUCCGGUGGUGACUGAGCGCACAGCCACCAGCAUCACGCUGACUUGGGACUCUGGCAACCCCGAGCCAGUGUCCUACUACAUCAUCCAGCACAAAUCCAAGUACUCUGAUGACCUGUACAAGGAGAUAGAUGGCGUGGCCACCACCCGGUACAGCGUGGGCGGCCUCAGCCCCUACUCCGACUACGAGUUCAGGGUGGUGGCUGUGAACAACAUCGGACGAGGGCCGCCCAGCGAGAGCAUCGAGGCCAAAACGGCAGAGCAGGCGCCGAGCACCGCGCCGCGGCAGGUCCGGGGUCACAUGAUGAGCGCGACCACGGCGGUCAUCCAGUGGGACGAGCCGGAGGAGCCCAACGGGCAAAUCAUGGGCUACAGGGUGUACUACACCAUGGAUUACAGCCAGCACGUUAACCUCUGGGAGAAGCAGAUGGUUCAGGGGUCUAACUUCGUCACCAUCCAGGGACUCAUCCCGAAUAAGACCUACUACAUCAAAGUGUUGGCCUUCACCUCUGUGGGCGACGGACCCCUUUCUCCUGAGCUGCAAAUCAUCGCCAAGACCGGAGUUCCCUCCCAGCCGACUGACUUCAAAGGAGAAGCCAAAUCAGAAACAAGCAUUUUGCUUUCGUGGAACGCUCCGGCCCAGACGGGACUGGAAAACCAAGUGACCGGAUAUGAGCUCACGUACAGAAAGAAGGACGACAAAGACGAGAAACGAAUCAGCUUCGAACCGACAACCACAUACCUGCUGAAGGACUUGAAGCCCUUCACCACGUACACUUUUCGUCUGGCCGCCCGCAGUAAACAUGGAAUUGGAGCUUACACCAGCGACAUCUCCGCAGAAACCCCACAGACACAACCCGCAGGCCCACCUCAGGAUGUAAAGUGCCACAGCCCCAGCUCGACCAGUAUCCUGGUAAGUUGGCGGCCGCCAGCCGUGGAGCUGCAAAACGGGAUCUUGACGCAGUACGCUAUUCACUACGCCGCCACCGAAGGGGAGGACACCGCCGCUCGCCGAAUCUCUGGGAUCCCUCCGGAGAGCACCAAGUAUCUUUUGGAGAACCUGGAAAAAUGGACUGAGUACCGUGUGACGGUCACUGCCCACACAGAUGUCGGAGCAGGACCUGAGAGCUUGCCGCAGCUUAUCCGAACAGAGGAGGAUGUUCCUAGUGGGCCACCUCGUAAAGUCGAGGUGGAGGCUGUCAACUCUUCAUCAAUUAAAGUGAUUUGGCGCUCACCGGUGCCCACCAAGCAGCACGGUCAGAUCCGAGGAUACCAGGUGCACUAUGUCAGGAUGGUUAAUGGGGAGCCCACAGGACAGCCAGUCAUCAAGGACAUCCUGAUUGAUGAUGCUCAGUGGGACUACGAUGACACAACUGAACAUGAGAUGAUCAUCACUGAGCUGCAGGCCGAAACCACGUACUCAGUCACAGUGGCAGCCUACACAACAAAGGGCGACGGUGCACGCAGCAAACCCAAACUGAUCACCACCACUGGCGCAGUUCCUGAGAAACCUCGCCUCAUGGUCAGUACAACAAACAUGGGAACGGCUCUCCUCCAGUGGCACCCCCCGGCAAUAACCCACGGCCCCCUGCAGGGCUACCGCCUUCGCUUUGGCCGCAAAGACGUUGACCCACUGACUGUUAUCGAGUUCCCUGAGCGAGAGAACCACUACACCACCAAAGAGAUCCACAAGGGAGCCUCGUACACCUUCCGCCUUUCGGCGCGCAACAAGGUGGGCUUCGGGGAGGAGACGGUCAAAGAGGUGGUCACAAACGAAGAAGUACCGAGCGGCUACCCGCAGAACAUUAAGGCAGAGGGAGCCAGCACCUCCACGGUUCAGGUCAGCUGGCAGCCCGUUCUCCUGGCAGAGCGAAACGGUCAGAUAGUGAAAUACGCUCUGCAGUACAAAGACAUCAACAGCCCGCGGAGUCCGUCAGAACUCUUCAUCACUGCCCCGGAAUCAACCGUCCUCCUGGAUGGGCUCAGGGCAGACACUACUUAUGAUAUUAAAAUGUGUGCCUUCACCAGCAAGGGCUCUGGCCCCUAUAGCCCAAGUGUCCAAUUCAGAACACAGCCUGUGGAUCAAGCAGUGUUUGCAAAAAAUUUUCACGUGAGAGCUGCUAUGAAGUCGUCAGUGCUGCUGACGUGGGAAAUCCCAGACACCUACAACCCGGCACAACCUUUUACUAUCCUCUACGAUAAUGGGCAGAGUGUGGAGGUGGAUGGAAAGCUAACACAGAAGCUUAUCACGGGUCUUCAACCAGAGACACAGUACUCCUUCCUGUUGACCAACCGCGGGAACAGCGCUGGAGGUCUUCAGCAUCGCGUGUCCACCAUGACGGCUCCAGAUGUCCUUCGCACCAAGCCCUACAUGAUCGGCAAAACAAAUUCAGACGGGAUGGUGACCGUAGAGCUCCCGUCGGUCCAAACUUCUGAGACAGUAAGGGGUUACUAUAUUGUGGUCGUACCUCUGAAGAAGCAGCGCACUGGGAAGUUUUACAGUCCCUGGGACAGUCCGGACGAGAUGAAUCUGGAAGAGCUACUGAAAGAGAUAAACCGAACGAGCCGAGGCCUUCGCUUCCAGAGGCACGCCGAGCCCAAAGCCUACAUCGCUGCACACUUCAAAGACCUGCCCAAAGAGUUCACCCUGGGAGACGGCAAGAUCUACGACGACUUUGAAAACAAACAACUCCAGAACGGCCAGGAAUACAUCUUCUUCGUGCUCGCCGUGCUGGAAAUGUCUGAAAACAUCAUGUAUGCCACCAGCCCGUACUCCGACCCAGUUGUUUCAGCAGACCUCAAUCCCCAGCCGAUCAUGGACGAGGAGGAAGGUCUCAUCUGGGUGGUGGGGCCCGUGCUGGCAGUUGUCUUCAUCAUAUGCAUCGUCAUCGCCAUCCUUCUUUAUAAAAGCAAACCAGACAGAAAAAGAGCAGAAACCGAAGCCAGAAAAGGCAGCCUUCCAAACAGCAAAGAAAUGCCUCUUCAUCAUCCGACUGAUCCGGUUGAGCUCCGGCGUCUUAACUUCCAGACACCUGGUUCAGGUGCGCCCAGUCACCCCAGUAACCUCCAUUUGUCAAGUAUGGCGAACCAUCCUCCGAUCCCCAUCAUGGAAUUGGCCGAUCACGUAGAGCGCCUGAAAGCCAAUGACAACCUAAAGUUUUCCCAGGAAUAUGAAUCCAUUGACCCCGGUCAGCAGUUCACCUGGGAGCACUCCAACCUGGAGGUCAACAAACCAAAGAACAGAUACGCCAACGUAAUUGCCUACGAUCACUCCAGAGUCCUACUCUCAGCUAUCGACGGAAUCCCUGGAAGUGACUACAUCAACGCUAACUACAUAGAUGGCUACAGGAAGCAAAAUGCCUACAUCGCCACCCAGGGAGCGCUGCCGGAGACGUUUGGUGAAUUUUGGAGGAUGAUAUGGGAGCAGAGGAGUGCCAUCGUUGUCAUGAUGACCAAACUGGAAGAGAGGUCGAGGGUGAAAUGUGAUCAGUACUGGCCCACAAGAGGGACAGAGACCUACGGUCUCAUCCAGAUAACGUUGCUGGACACAGUAGAGUUGGCCACAUACUGCGUCCGGACGUUCGCACUUUUUAAGAACGGCUCCAGUGAGAAGAGGGAGGUGAGGCAGUUCCAGUUCACUGCCUGGCCAGACCACGGGGUACCGGAGCACCCCACGCCGUUCCUCGCCUUCCUCAGACGGGUGAAAGCUUGCAAUCCUCCAGAUGCGGGGCCCAUGGUGGUGCACUGCAGUGCCGGGGUGGGCCGCACCGGCUGCUUCAUUGUGAUUGAUGCCAUGCUGGAGCGUAUCAAGCACGAGAAGACCGUGGACAUCUACGGACACGUAACGCUGAUGCGCGCCCAGCGCAACUACAUGGUGCAAACAGAAGACCAGUACGUCUUCAUACACGACGCGCUCCAGGAGGCCGUCAACUGCGGCACGACCGAAGUGCCCGCCAGAAACCUGUACGCCUACAUCCAGAAACUGACCCAGAUAGAGGGCGGAGAGAAUGUCACUGGCAUGGAACUGGAGUUCAAGCGCUUAGCCAACACUAAAGCUCACACGUCGCGAUUCAUCAGUGCCAAUCUCCCCUGCAACAAGUUUAAGAACCGCCUUGUCAACAUAAUGCCAUACGAGUCCACACGAGUGUGUCUUCAGCCCAUCCGAGGAGUGGAGGGCUCGGACUACAUCAAUGCAAGCUUCAUUGAUGGAUACAGGCAACAGAAAGCUUACAUUGCAACACAGGGACCGUUGGCAGAGACCACAGAAGAUUUCUGGAGAAUGCUCUGGGAGCACAACUCCACCAUUGUAGUCAUGCUGACCAAGCUCAGAGAAAUGGGCAGGGAAAAAUGUCACCAGUACUGGCCGGCAGAGAGGUCAGCCAGAUACCAAUACUUUGUGGUGGACCCCAUGGCCGAGUAUAACAUGCCCCAGUAUAUCCUGAGAGAGUUCAAAGUGACUGAUGCCAGGGAUGGACAGUCACGAACAGUAAGGCAGUUUCAGUUCACCGACUGGCCUGAACAAGGAGUGCCAAAAUCAGGAGAGGGUUUCAUCGAUUUCAUCGGCCAAGUACAUAAAACAAAAGAGCAGUUCGGCCAAGACGGUCCCAUCUCAGUCCACUGUAGCGCUGGAGUUGGUAGAACCGGAGUUUUCAUCACCCUCAGCAUCGUCUUGGAACGGAUGAGAUACGAGGGCGUGGUAGACAUCUUUCAGACAGUGAAAAUGCUACGGACACAAAGACCAGCGAUGGUACAGACAGAGGAUCAAUACCAAUUCUGCUACAGAGCCGGCUUGGAGUAUUUGGGAAGCUUUGAUCACUAUGCAACGUAAAACGCCCAGUAUUGGAAGAUAAAACUGGAGGGCCCUUUGGGAGAAAAAAGAAAUCCAAGCGAGCCUCUCUUCUGAGCCAUAAAUUCCUGCUUGAGAAAGUACUCCUUAAAACUCCUUGCUAACAAUUCAUUUAAGUGUUGGAUGUGCGACAUGACUCGUCAAAAAAUGAAAAAGAUGAUUCCCGGAGGACCAAGUAAUUUCCCCAACAAGCCCAAAUAAAAAGAACCUCAGCUUAAGAUGAGCAUGAGGGGUGGGGGGGGGGAAAUCCUGACUAUCGAAGCAUCAUAGGGAAUUACCUUUUCUUUUUUGCUUCAAGGAUCCAUUUUGGGGCUCAUAAAACUAAAUGAAACCAACGCAAGAAAAAAAAGUCAAUGAACAAUAAUGACGUCGUCAGAAAUGCAUCAGUGAUUAUGACCCAUAACGAGAGACAACGAGAAGCACACCGAAAUACAGGGGGAAGCAACUCAAUGCACAUUGUACAAAAAGAAAAAGAGGAAAAAUUAAAAAAAAAAAAUCAAAUCUGUUUCACAAUCAAGUCCACACAUCACAUCAAGAAGACGAUGCUUGGUCCACAGGAGCAGAACAGACUAAAA
This is a messenger RNA of Poecilia latipinna (sailfin molly), 6086 nucleotides long. RefSeq names its product receptor-type tyrosine-protein phosphatase delta-like. Gene Ontology annotation, biological process: protein dephosphorylation. The record is from RefSeq and is a predicted model, not a curated record. Lineage: Eukaryota; Metazoa; Chordata; Actinopteri; Cyprinodontiformes; Poeciliidae. Gene Ontology annotation, molecular function: protein binding; protein tyrosine phosphatase activity. The transcript is spliced from 34 exons. Bases 16 to 5493 code for a protein of 1825 amino acids.